AGCUUGGUUCCAAAAAUGCAAAUGGAAUUCACAGAAAAGAAUCACAACAGUUUUAUGAUGCAGGCCCUCAACAAGCAAAGAAAGAACAGGGAGCUUUGUGACGUUGCUCUCAGUGUGGACCAGAACGUCUUUCAUUCUCACAUCUGUGUCUUAGCAGCGGUGUCUUCCCAAGUAAGGAAUCUGGUCUCCAGCAACGAUAUAAAAGCAGACGACGAACUUGUCAUGAUAAUUGACUCCAAGUUCUUGAACUCUGCCUUGGUGGAGGAGUUGCUGAACUACUUUUAUACCGGGAAGAUUGUGAUUACAGAGAAGAAUGUGGAAGACCUUCUGAAGGGAGCCAAGUACUUCAACUCUCAAACCCUGAAAAGCCACUGCUCUGACUUCCUCCAGAAAACACUCAAGAAGAACAACUGUCUCAGGUACCUUCUGUUGGCCACAAAGUAUGACCUAAAAGAGAUAAAAAAUUCAGCCUAUGAUGGCAUCCGAGACAAUUUUGAUUACUGGGCAGGACCACAGGGCAGAGGAGAAUUGAUGAAUUGCCCAUCUUCCAUCUUUGGCAAGCUCCUCAAGGAUGAAAAUCUUCAUGUGCAAAAUGAGGACCAGGUCUUUCUGGUUCUCCUUCAGUGGGUGAAAUAUAGAAAGGCAGAAAGAGAGAAGUUGUUUAAAAAGUAUUUGCGUUACGUACAUUUAUCUGCCGUCUCCACCAAGACACUGCUUGCUGCCUGCCGUGAAGUGUUGCUCUUUACCGACCAUAGUGGCCCACUGGCCCAGAUAGAAAAAAUCUUGAGUGAGCGUAAACAGGGCAAUCCCCACAGUCUGAUGCUGAACCAGAGGAAGGGGGCACUCACGGACUCCGUAGUGAUUCUUGGAGGGCAAAAUCAGCAGGGGAGUUAUAGCAGUGGUGUUUUUGCCUACAUCCUUGGAGAAAAUAUCUGGUUGAAGCUGACAGAAAUGCCUUACAAAGCUGCAGCUCUUAGUGCCACUUCACUGGGUAAAUAUAUUUAUGUCUCUGGGGGAACAAAUGAGCAAAUAAUUGGCCUGAAAACAGCAUGGAAGUAUGACAUGGAUACUAACUCUUGGCUUAAGCUUCCAGACCUGCCCAUAGGUUUAGUCUUCCACACCAUGGUGACUUGUGGGGGAGCUGUCUACUCCAUCGGAGGAAGCACAGCUCCAACAAAAUAUAUCUCAAGUAUCUAUAAGUAUGAUGAAAUCAAAGAGAAGUGGCUUCUCGCUGGGAAAAUGAGCAUACCUAUGGAUGCGACAGCAGUGAUCACCAAGGAGGACAAGAUGAUUUAUAUUGUGACAGGGAGGUGCCUGGAGAAUGGACGUGUCACUCGCGUAGGUAUGCUGGAUUGUUUUGAUACAGAAACCCGGAACAUGGUGCAAUGCAUGACAUUCCCCAUUCAGUUCAACUACAAACCCUUGUUGUCCUUUCCACAGGAGAACAUCUUGAGUGUUCAAAGCCACAAAGAGAGUAUGGAAAUCAGCCUCCAGAAUAUUAAAAUUAAUAGAUCCACAAAACUUGUUCCUUUCUUACCAAACAAUUAUCGGUUGGAUCUCUCACAGGCAGUGUGCCCAGUUGGGAAUAAUGAAGUCUUUGUGUGUGGGGGUCUCAUUUGUCGAGCUGACCAGCGUCCCAGGGAACUUUCCAUCAAUCGACAAACAUACAUGUUAGAUCAAAGCACAGGGGAAUGGAGGUUUUUGGCUCCACCUCCAGAAGCUCUGGAUUCCCCAGCUUGUUGUACAGCUAAGUUGCCAUGUAAAGUGCUCCACAAAACAGUCAUCAACUAA
Anolis sagrei ordinatus is the source of this 1791-nucleotide messenger RNA. Its product is annotated as calicin-like. NCBI's taxonomy places the organism in Eukaryota, Metazoa, Chordata, Lepidosauria, Squamata, Anolidae. Gene Ontology annotation, molecular function: protein binding. The record is from RefSeq and is a predicted model, not a curated record.